Molecule: messenger RNA, 753 nt
Organism: Abrus precatorius (Indian licorice)
Lineage: Eukaryota; Viridiplantae; Streptophyta; Magnoliopsida; Fabales; Fabaceae
Exons: 3
Coding region: 1-753 (250 amino acids)
Molecular function (GO): zinc ion binding; nucleic acid binding
Source: RefSeq, a predicted model, not a curated record
AUGAAUGUAGGAGAGUAUGCAGCAAAAUUUGAAGAACUUUCACGGUAUCACUUCCACUACCAUAAUGCCAUCAACGAGAGGCCUAGAUGUGUGAAGUUUGUCAAUGGACUUUGCACUGAAAUUAAGGAAGCCAUAAGAUUGCAAGAGAUUCAGGAGUUUUCUACAUUAGUGAACAGAUGCAGGAUUUUUGAAGAAGAUCAUAAAGCAAGGAUUGCCAAGUUCAUAGAACACCGUUCUGAGUCUUCAGAGACAGAACUAUGGGUCUCAAUUUGUAACAAACCUGGGCAUAUGUCCCGUGACUGCCCGAUGGUAAAGAAGGAAGGAGAUGGAGGCAAUAGAAACUAUUACAACCAAAAUCUUAGUGGAGGGGUAGCUAGCAGGCCAAAGGCUUAUGGUAAAGUUUUUGCAAUGAGCGAAAAAGAAGUAUCUCACUCUGACAUGAUGAUUGGAGGUGCAUCACAUUCAUUUAUUUCUACUAGUUGUGUGGAACAAUUGAGAUUACCUACCAUAGCAUUGCCAUUUGAUUUGUCUGUUCAUACCCCGAGUAAUGACCCUGUUAUCACUGCCAAAGCAUGCUCGAAGUGUCCUAUUAGUAUAGAUGGUAGAAACUUUAUAGUGAAUCUAUUCUGUUUUCCUUUAAAAGAAUUGGAGGUUAUUUUGGGAUUAGACUGUUUAUCUGACAACCAUGUCAUCAUAGACUGUUGCAGGAAGACUAUUGUGUUUAGAGAUUUUGAACACGACAAUUCUGAGUAG